Molecule: messenger RNA, 1419 nt
Organism: Colletotrichum truncatum
Lineage: Eukaryota; Fungi; Ascomycota; Sordariomycetes; Glomerellales; Glomerellaceae
Product: proline oxidase
Cellular component (GO): mitochondrion
Molecular function (GO): proline dehydrogenase activity; FAD binding
Source: RefSeq, a predicted model, not a curated record
AUGUCCUCCCGUGCACCGCUCCUUACCACUUGGGCGCCUUGGAGCCGCCACGCUACUACAGUCUUUUCAUCGGGAGCAGUUUCCUCAAGAGCGAGACAUGCUUCCGCCGCUCCUCUUCUCGUUGAGAAGAACACACAAGCUACGGCACCCACAACUCUCUCAGCUUUGCCUACAACAGUCUUGUUGAGGUCACUGCUGGUCUCAGCGAUAUCUUCUAAACCAUACCUCCUUGGCCCAUCACUUGCAGCUUUGUCGUUUCUCACAAAGCCCAACAGACCAUGGCUCUUGGAUGUUGACCGGAAUCCUGUUCUUCAUUCUAUCUUGAAGACAGUAUUUUACAGACAAUUCUGUGCUGGAGAGUCGGCAGAAGAGACAAAGAAUACCAUGCGACAUUUAAGGUUUAUGGGCUUCCGUGGCACAAUUCUUACCUACGCCAAGGAGACUGUCUUCGACCACCGCACAAACACAGAGCAUGGUUUGGGAAUUGACGCAGAAAAUGAUGCAAAGACGAGUAACUGCUCAAGCAUCGAAAGUUGGAGGAAGGGAGUUCUGGAGACAGUUGACCUGCUUGGUGAUGGUGAUCAACUAGCGUUGAAGCUUACUGGCGCAGGUCCAAGAGCAACCGCAGCUUUUGCAGCGGACAAGAUGCCCCCCAAACAGAUAAUGGAUGCUUUGGACGAGGUCUGCAUUCGCUGCAAGGAGAGAGGCAUUCGUCUCCUGCUUGACGCCGAGUCCCAAAAGUUCCAAUGGGGUAUUUUCCGAGCUGGCAUCGAACUCAUGCGAAGAUACAACCGUGACGGCUAUGCCACCAUCUACAACACCUACCAAGCAUACCUGAAGAGCACCCCAACCACCCUGGCCAAGCACCUCGAGCUAGCAAACAAUGAAGGUUUCACUCUCGGCUUGAAACUCGUCAGGGGCGCUUACAUCCUCUCGGACGAGAGGUCUCUCAUCCAUGACACCAAGCAAGAUACCGACGACGCUUACAACAGUAUUGCCCAGGGUGCUCUCAAGAGGCACAUUGGGGAAUAUGGGGCACCGGGAGGCAAGCCGUUCCCAUCUCUGAAUCUGUUCCUUGCCAGCCACAACAAGCACAGCGUCGUCACGGCCCACAAGCUACACAAACAACGAAUGCAGGAGGACCUGCCGACGGUGCCGGUCGGAUUCGCACAGCUCCAGGGGAUGUCAGAUGAAGUCAGCUUUGCAUUGUUGCAGUUGAAGGACGGUCAGGAUCCGUCGCCCCAGGUUUGGAAGUGUUCCACGUGGGGAACCAUGGGGGAGUGCGUGGCGUAUCUUUUGCGGAGAGCGGUGGAGAACAGGGAUGCGGUAUCUAGGACGGUGGAUGAGUAUACAGCACUAAAGAAGGAGCUUGGCAGAAGGCUGCGGUCUAGAACGUCCCGGUCUCGGCCUGUUGGCUAG